This is a messenger RNA of Helicoverpa zea (corn earworm), 3562 nucleotides long. RefSeq names its product neurogenic locus notch homolog protein 1-like. The record is from RefSeq and is a predicted model, not a curated record. Bases 23 to 3562 code for a protein of 1179 amino acids. Lineage: Eukaryota; Metazoa; Arthropoda; Insecta; Lepidoptera; Noctuidae. The transcript has 2 exons.
UGAUUGCGACUCAGGAUGGCAAAUGGUUCGAUCGAAAAGUUCUGGGGAUAAAUCGUGCAAGCCAGUAUGUUCGAAGCCCUGUGUUAAUGGAAGUUGCAUAGCCCCUGAAAAAUGCGAAUGCAAAGAGGGCUAUGUUCAGUCAGACACUUACAACUGCAAGCCUUUCUGCUCCAGUCGAUGUCCCCACGGCAGAUGUUUUGCACCAGAAAUAUGUGUCUGUGACCCAGGAUGGCAAAUGGUUCAAUCGAAAAGUUCUGGCGAUAAGUCUUGCCAGCCUAUUUGCUCCAAUCCCUGUGUUAAUGGAAGUUGCAUAGCCCCUGAAAAAUGCGAAUGCAAAAAGGGUUAUGUCAAGUUAGAUAACUAUAGCUGCAAGCCGUUCUGUUCAAGUGGCUGUCCCCAUGGUAGUUGUGUUGCACCCGAAACUUGUGACUGUGAUUCAGGAUGGCAAAUGGUUCAAUCGAAUGGGUCUAUGGAUAAGUCUUGCCAGCCUAUUUGCUCAAAGCCCUGUGUAAAUGGGACGUGCGUAGGCCCUGAUAAAUGCGAAUGCAAAAAGGGUUAUGUCAGGUUAGAUAACUACAGCUGUGGACCAUUCUGCUCCAGUCGAUGUUCCCAUGGAACUUGUAUUGCUCCAGAAACUUGUGUCUGUGACCCAGGAUGGCAAAUGGUUCAGUCGAAAAGUUCUGGGGAUAAGUCUUGCCAGCCAGUAUGUUCAAAGCCCUGUGUUAAUGGAAGUUGCAUAGCCCCUGAAAAAUGCGAAUGCGAAAAGGGUUAUGUCAAGUUAGAUAACUACAGCUGUGGACCAUUCUGCUCUAGUAAAUGCUCGCAUGGAACUUGUGUUGCUCCAGAAACUUGUGUCUGUGACCCAGGAUGGCAAAUGGUUCAGUCGAAAAGUUCUGGGGAUAAGUCUUGCCAGCCAGUAUGUUCAAAGCCCUGUGUUAAUGGAAGUUGCAUAGCCCCUGAAAAAUGCGAAUGCGAAAAGGGUUAUGUCAAGUUAGAUAACUACAGCUGUGGACCAUUCUGCUCUAGUAAAUGCUCGCAUGGAACUUGUGUUGCUCCAGAAACUUGUGUCUGUGACCCAGGAUGGCAAAUGGUUCAGUCGAAAAGUUCUGGGGAUAAGUCUUGCCAGCCAGUAUGUUCAAAGCCCUGUGUUAAUGGAAGUUGCAUAGCCCCUGAAAAAUGCGAAUGCGAAAAGGGUUAUGUCAAGUUAGAUAACUAUAGCUGUGGACCAUUCUGCUCUAGUAAAUGCUCGCAUGGAACUUGUGUUGCUCCAGAAACUUGUGUCUGUGACCCAGGAUGGCAAAUGGUUCAAUCGAAUCUCUCUGCGGAUAAGUCUUGCCAGCCUAUUUGCUCAAAUCCCUGUGUUAAUGGAAGUUGCAUAGCCCCUGAAAAAUGCGAAUGCAAAAAGGGUUAUGUCAAGUUAGAUAACUAUAGCUGCAAGCCGUUCUGCUCAAGUGGCUGUCCCCAUGGUAGUUGUGUUGCACCCGAAACUUGUGACUGUGAUUCAGGAUGGCAAAUGGUUCAAUCGAAUGGGUCCAUGGAUAAGUCUUGCCAUCCUAUUUGCUCAAAGCCCUGUGUAAAUGGGACGUGCGUAGGCCCUGAUAAAUGCGAAUGCAAGAAGGGUUAUGUCAGGUUAGAUAACUACAGCUGUGGACCAUUUUGUUCCAGUCGAUGUCCCCAUGGUAGUUGUGUUGCUCCAGAAAUAUGCAGCUGUGACCCAGGAUGGCAAAUGGUUCAAUCGAAAAGUUCUGGGGAUAAGUCUUGCCAGCCUAUUUGCUCAAAGCCCUGUGUUAAUGGGACAUGCAUAGCCCCUGAAAAAUGCGAAUGCAAAGAGGGCUACGGUCAGUCAGAAUCCUACAACUGCAAGCCUUUCUGCUCCAGUCGAUGUCCCCACGGCAGUUGUGUUGCCCCAGAAAUAUGUGUCUGUAACCCAGGAUGGCAAAUGGUUCAAUCGAAAAGUUCUGGGAAUAAAUCAUGCCAGCCAGUAUGUUCAAAGCCCUGUGUUAAUGGGACAUGCAUAGCCCCUGAAAAAUGCGAAUGCAAAAAGGGUUAUGUCAAGUUAGAUAACUAUAGCUGCAAGCCGUUCUGCUCAAGUGGCUGUCCCCAUGGUAAUUGUGUUGCACCCGAAACUUGUGAUUGCGACUCAGGAUGGCAAAUGGUUCGAUCGAAAAGUUCUGGGGAUAAAUCGUGCAAGCCAGUAUGUUCGAAGCCCUGUGUUAAUGGAAGUUGCAUAGCCCCUGAAAAAUGCGAAUGCAAAGAGGGCUAUGUUCAGUCAGACACUUACAACUGCAAGCCUUUCUGCUCCAGUCGAUGUCCCCACGGCAGAUGUUUUGCACCAGAAAUAUGUGUCUGUGACCCAGGAUGGCAAAUGGUUCAAUCGAAAAGUUCUGGCGAUAAGUCUUGCCAGCCUAUUUGCUCCAAUCCCUGUGUUAAUGGAAGUUGCAUAGCCCCUGAAAAAUGCGAAUGCAAAAAGGGUUAUGUCAAGUUAGAUAACUAUAGCUGCAAGCCGUUCUGUUCAAGUGGCUGUCCCCAUGGUAGUUGUGUUGCACCCGAAACUUGUGACUGUGAUUCAGGAUGGCAAAUGGUUCAAUCGAAUGGGUCUAUGGAUAAGUCUUGCCAGCCUAUUUGCUCAAAGCCCUGUGUAAAUGGGACGUGCGUAGGCCCUGAUAAAUGCGAAUGCAAAAAGGGUUAUGUCAGGUUAGAUAACUACAGCUGUGGACCAUUCUGCUCCAGUCGAUGUUCCCAUGGAACUUGUAUUGCUCCAGAAACUUGUGUCUGUGACCCAGGAUGGCAAAUGGUUCAGUCGAAAAGUUCUGGGGAUAAGUCUUGCCAGCCAGUAUGUUCAAAGCCCUGUGUUAAUGGAAGUUGCAUAGCCCCUGAAAAAUGCGAAUGCGAAAAGGGUUAUGUCAAGUUAGAUAACUACAGCUGUGGACCAUUCUGCUCUAGUAAAUGCUCGCAUGGAACUUGUGUUGCUCCAGAAACUUGUGUCUGUGACCCAGGAUGGCAAAUGGUUCAGUCGAAAAGUUCUGGGGAUAAGUCUUGCCAGCCAGUAUGUUCAAAGCCCUGUGUUAAUGGAAGUUGCAUAGCCCCUGAAAAAUGCGAAUGCGAAAAGGGUUAUGUCAAGUUAGAUAACUACAGCUGUGGACCAUUCUGCUCUAGUAAAUGCUCGCAUGGAACUUGUGUUGCUCCAGAAACUUGUGUCUGUGACCCAGGAUGGCAAAUGGUUCAGUCGAAAAGUUCUGGGGAUAAGUCUUGCCAGCCAGUAUGUUCAAAGCCCUGUGUUAAUGGAAGUUGCAUAGCCCCUGAAAAAUGCGAAUGCGAAAAGGGUUAUGUCAAGUUAGAUAACUAUAGCUGUGGACCAUUCUGCUCUAGUAAAUGCUCGCAUGGAACUUGUGUUGCUCCAGAAACUUGUGUCUGUGACCCAGGAUGGCAAAUGGUUCAAUCGAAUCUCUCUGCGGAUAAGUCUUGCCAGCCUAUUUGCUCAAAUCCCUGUGUUAAUGGAAGUUGCAUAGCCCCUGAAAAAUGCGAAUGCAAAAAGGGUUAUGUCAGAAAUAUGCAGCUGUGA